AUGCCCGGUUUGGGCAUUUGCCAACAACUUGGGGGACUGAGUCUUGAGAUAAUUCGGUCUUGCAAGACGCUACCCCAAGCGAAACGCAUCCAUGCCCAAGUAAGCUUCAGCAAAGACCUUGUGAUGGGCAAUGGUACCCACGUCCAUAACAUGAUCAUACAAAUGUAUGAUCGAUGUGGGAGCUUUGAUCUUGCUCAUUCGGUCUUUCUGGCCAUUAGCAACAAAGAUAUUUUUUCCUAUGCACAUAUGAUCAAUGCGUUUGUUCGGUCUGGGAACUUGAAUUACGCUAGACAGCUCUUUGAUCAAAUGCCGCUUUGGAAUCUUAUAGUUUUGAAUGCAAUGCUUGCUGCAUAUUCCUUGAAAGGGUAUCUUGUCGAAGCUGUGACUCUCUUUGAUAAGUUCCCAGAGAGAGAUAUUUUUACAUUCACAACUAUGAUCACGAUCUAUGCAAAAAACGGGAAAGUUGAAGAAGCUAGAAACAUUUUUGAUGAGCAUAGUAUGGUUUCAAGCACAACCAUGUUGGUGGCAUAUUCCCAAGCCGAGCUUCUUCCUGAAGCUCAAGCCUUGUUUGAUUCCAUGCCACUGAGGAAUCUAGUUGCAUGGAACGCAAUGCUGUCAGGAUAUUCUCAGAGAGGGCAUCUUCGGGAGUCUAUAAGAUUGUUCCACAAGCAGCCAGUCCAUGACAUUGUCACAUUAAACUCAAUGCUCUUUCUUUAUGCCCACAAAGGCCUUUUGACAGAAGCCCAAAAUCUUUUCUAUGAUAUGCCUGAGAGGAAUAUAGUGACGUGGAAUGCCAUGCUAGUGGCAUAUACUUAUAAUGGGCAUCUUUCAUCAGCAGAAGAAAUGUUUUCCAGGAUGCCACGCCAUGAUUCUGUAUCUUGUAAUAUUCUCCUCUCGGCUUAUGCUCAAAAAGGUGAUUUGGAAAAAUCUAAGAGUAUUUUUUAUAGCAUGGAAGAAAAGAAUGUCAUAUCUUGGAAUGCAAUGCUUACAGCAUAUGCCCAAAAUGGGCAUGUUGAAGAUGCUAAGAAAUUAUUUGAGGGGAUGGAAGAUAGGAACACUAUAAGCUGGAAUGGAAUGAUGGCUGCUUAUGUCAAACAGGAUAAAAUUGAGAAUGCAAAGAUCUUGUUUGAGAUGAUGCCAGUGCAUGAUGUAGUGUCAUGGACAGCUCUGAUCACAGCUUAUGCUCAAAGAGGGCAUAUGGAUGAAGCAAAGUGUUUAUUUGAGAACAUGCCUGAGAAAAACUUGAUCACUUGGAAUUCAAUUCUAGCUGCCUAUUCCCAACAUGGAUUCCUUGAAGAAGCAAAACUUGUGUUUGACUCAAUGGAGGAGCAUGAUAUGCUUUCAUGGACAAGCAUGCUCACAGCAUAUGGCCAAAGAGGACUACUCAAAAAAGCCAGGAAGACCUUAGAUACAAUGCCAGAACAAGAUGGUAUUUCUUGGAAUGCCAUGCUUGCUAUAUAUGCUCAAGCUGGGUAUUUGCAAAAAAGCUUGACUUUGGCUAAGUCUAUGGAUUUGGAAGGCACUAGAUUAACUGAGAGCUCUUUUAUUUCAAUUCUCAUUGCUUGUAGCCACUCCGGAAGUGUCUUAGUUGGUGUAAAAUGCUUUGUAUACAUGAUUAAUGAUCAGGAUGUAAAACCAAAUAGACAGAUUUACUCGUGCAUGACAGAUUUGCUUGGUAGGGCUGGGCAUUUAGUAGAAGCAGAGGAGCUUGUGAAGAAUAUGCCCUACACUCCAGAUAUUACAGAUUGGAGGUGUUUGCUAGGAUCUUCUAGAUAUCAAAACAAUGUUAAUGUUGUAGAAGAAGCAAAGUAA
Molecule: messenger RNA, 1812 nt
Organism: Selaginella moellendorffii
Lineage: Eukaryota; Viridiplantae; Streptophyta; Lycopodiopsida; Selaginellales; Selaginellaceae
Product: pentatricopeptide repeat-containing protein At4g02750-like
Exons: 2
Coding region: 1-1812 (603 amino acids)
Biological process (GO): RNA modification
Cellular component (GO): intracellular membrane-bounded organelle
Molecular function (GO): protein binding; RNA binding
Source: RefSeq, a predicted model, not a curated record